AAUUAAACCCACUCCACCUCACUCGAAUCAUACCCACACAUUAUUCUCGCCACAAGCUAUCUCUCACCAUGUCCCACCUCACAUACUACAACUACGACGGCGUCGGCAAAAAAAACCAACAACAGUUCAAAUACAGCCAAGCGGUGCGCAUUGGCGAUCGCAUCGAAUGCGCCGGCCAAGGCGGCUGGGACCCCGCUACCGGCGUGUUCUACAAAGAAAUCAACGAGCAGAUCGACCAAGCGUUCAAAAACGUCGAAUUGAAUCUGAAGGACGCAGGCGGAAAAGGCUGGGAACAGGUCUUCCGGGUCAACUCUUACCAUGUACCCAUUAAUAACGAGGCGUUGGAGGCCAUGGUGAGAAACUUUAAGAAAUAUAUGCCGAACCAUGAGCCGAUUUGGACGUGUGUGGGUGUGACGAGGUUGGGGGAGGAUGAUAUGAGGGUGGAGAUUGAGGUGGUGGCGCAUGAUCCGAAAUAGAUGGA
This is a messenger RNA of Aspergillus sclerotioniger CBS 115572, 481 nucleotides long. RefSeq names its product RidA family protein. The transcript has 2 exons. Gene Ontology annotation, molecular function: deaminase activity. Gene Ontology annotation, cellular component: cytosol. The record is from RefSeq and is a predicted model, not a curated record. The coding region runs from base 69 to 476 and encodes 135 amino acids. NCBI's taxonomy places the organism in Eukaryota, Fungi, Ascomycota, Eurotiomycetes, Eurotiales, Aspergillaceae.